Penicillium malachiteum is the source of this 1734-nucleotide messenger RNA. Its product is annotated as carboxylesterase. The transcript has a single exon. The record is from RefSeq and is a predicted model, not a curated record. Lineage: Eukaryota; Fungi; Ascomycota; Eurotiomycetes; Eurotiales; Aspergillaceae. The coding region runs from base 1 to 1734 and encodes 577 amino acids.
AUGAAAUCAAUCUUCACAGGAUUUCUGCUUGCAUCUGCACUUGCUUACACCAAUGCAAAUGCAAGCCCUGUCCAUCAACAGAAACCUCGAGUCCACAUUGAUCCUUUCAAUGAAGUGUUCAUCGAGGGUACAUCAUCCAACACCACCGAGUCAUUCUUGAACAUUCGAUUCGGUCAAGAUACCAGCGGCCCCAACCGCUUUGCGCCUCCCAAACCAUACAGCUAUCCCUCUGGCACGGUGGUAAAUGCCACUUCGACUGGCGCAGCCUGUCCUCAACAGAAGAGUCCUAUCCCCGACUUCCCAAUCUUCGACAAUGUCACCGAUGUCUCAGAAGACUGUCUCACUCUCCGAGUCGACCGACCAGUCAACACAAGAAGCUCAGACAAGCUCCCUGUGAUGGUCUGGAUCUACGGUGGCGGCGACACUAUCGGCCAGAUCUACGACUCAACAUACGAUCCAAGCAACCUGAUCGCAGGUGCUGUCGAGAAGGGAACCCCUGUGAUCUACGUCGCCAUGAACUACCGACUCGGAAUCUUCGGAUUUGCCGCAUCUCCAGCACUGAACGCAACCGACUCCUUGAACGCAGGUCUGCUGGACCAGCGACUCGCACUGGAAUGGAUCCAGGAGUACAUCGCAGCCUUCGGUGGUGAUCCCGAGAAUGUAACCAUCUUCGGUGAGAGUGACGGAGCCACAGGAGUUGGUCUCCAGAUCACAGCUUACGGCGCCCAGCACACGAAUCUGUUCAAGCGCGGAAUCAUGGAGUCCGGCAAUGCGAUUGCCGACUUAGGCAUUGCACGCGGAACAUCAGCAAAGCACACCGCUACGUUGACCAAGCUGCUUAACUGCACUGCUUCUACCAGCGAAGAAGAACUCUCCUGUCUCCGAAGCCUACCCUUAAAGACCCUCCUGGCCGAGGCCAUCGACUAUGAGUUCUCAGUUAACUCCGAUGGUGGCAUGGAUGUUUUCGUGCCUACAGCUCCAUCCAGCUUUAUCCCCGAUUCUCCACACAAACUACUUUCCUCUGGUCGCUUCGCCCGCAACAUCGAUAUCAUCAGUGGCUGGAACGAGAAUGACGGAUCCUUCUUCGUGACUACCGACCCAACCACAAUCAGAACCAACAACGACGUCGCGGAGGUCAUCUUAGGCGAAGCACCCGGCCUCUCGUCCGAGAACGUAGCCAAGGCUCUCGCUCUCUACCCCAUCUCGGACUUCCCGAGCGACUCAUCCCAGAACAUUACAGCUCAGUACUUCCGAGCCAGUCGCAUCCUCCGCGAUAUGGAAUUCACUUGUGGAAAUCUGUUCACCACAGAAAUGAAUCAGAAGUACUCCAAUCCGGAUACGAGCAGCUACCUCUACUCACUCAACCAGACAAUGUUCGAAGUUGUUCUGGAAUUGGAGAAUCUGAGCUAUUACCAAGUUUGUCACUUUAGUGAUAUUCCCUACGUGUUUAACCUGGCUACAACUUCGUGGGCCGACAUCGCCACUGCGUCUGACAUUCGGCUCUCAAGUCAGAUUAGUGGUAGCUGGGCUUCUUUUGCUUCACUUGGUAACCCUUCCGUAAGUCGGGGAUCGUUGCCUCGUUGGACUGAGGCCAUGAAUUCCGAUGGAACUUACAAUAUCAAUGUUAUUGGUGGUUCCAUCAGAGGCAUGGUUACUUCGGAUACUUAUGAGGAUCUGGGCAAGCGAUGCGCUUUCUGGACUUCUGAGGAGGUGCUGACAGAGAUGCUUGAUUAA